This is a messenger RNA of Monomorium pharaonis (pharaoh ant), 1518 nucleotides long. Its product is annotated as ATPase ASNA1 homolog. The record is from RefSeq and is a predicted model, not a curated record. Gene Ontology annotation, cellular component: GET complex. NCBI's taxonomy places the organism in Eukaryota, Metazoa, Arthropoda, Insecta, Hymenoptera, Formicidae. The transcript has 6 exons. The coding region runs from base 260 to 1276 and encodes 338 amino acids. Gene Ontology annotation, biological process: post-translational protein targeting to endoplasmic reticulum membrane. Gene Ontology annotation, molecular function: ATP hydrolysis activity; ATP binding.
AGAGAGAGAGAGAGAGAGAGAGAGAGAGAGAGAGAACACACAAGUCGAGGACGUCGAGGUACAGAAGGUGUAACUGCAAACAGAUCUUGGCAUUUAAUGACGCGCCACGUUGUGCGCGAAGCUUCAGUCCGAGGUCCGAGAUCGUGUCAUUGUGCGUGCUUUUUACAUUUUAUCCAAUACAUACACGGUGACGCAACGAUUUUUUAGAGGUAUGCGCUAAAUUUUCUCCGGUGUGUUACGCAUUAUCAACAGCAAAUAAAUGAGUACUGCCGAAAACGAGGCGAUGGAGGAGUACGAACCCUCCAUCAAGAACGUGAUCGAGCAACGUUCCUUGCGGUGGAUAUUUGUGGGCGGCAAAGGCGGAGUCGGAAAGACGACUUGCAGUUGUUCAUUGGCAGUACAGCUGUCCAAAGUUCGGGAGAGUGUACUUAUAAUUUCCACAGACCCAGCACACAAUAUCUCUGAUGCAUUUGAUCAGAAAUUUAGCAAAGUACCCACUAAAGUUAAAGGUUUUGACAAUUUAUUUGCAAUGGAGAUCGAUCCUAAUGUUGGCAUUACAGAAUUACCAGAGGAAUACUUUGAUAGUGAAGCAGUUUCAGGAGGAGAAGCAAUGAGAUUAAGUAAAAAUGUUAUGCAAGAAAUUGUUGGUGCAUUUCCUGGUAUAGAUGAAGCAAUGAGCUAUGCAGAAGUUAUGAAGCUUGUAAAAGGAAUGAAUUUUUCCGUUGUGGUAUUUGAUACUGCACCUACUGGGCAUACAUUGAGGCUACUAUCGUUUCCACAAGUGGUUGAAAAAGGAUUGGGAAAAUUGAUGCGUUUAAAAAUGAAGAUUAGCCCCUUUAUCACACAAAUAAGUUCAUUAUUGGGAUUAACAGAUUUCAAUGUAGAUACAUUCUCUAAUAAGAUGGAGGAGAUGCUUGCUGUCAUUCGACAAGUCAACGAACAGUUCAGAAAUCCCGAUCAGACGACAUUUAUAUGUGUCUGCAUAGCAGAAUUUUUGUCGCUUUAUGAGACAGAACGACUUGUACAAGAAUUAACAAAAUAUGGUAUUGAUACCCAUAACAUUAUCGUGAAUCAACUGUUAUUUUUGAAAGAGGGAGAUACUCCUUGUCGGUUGUGUCUUGCAAGGCAUAAAAUUCAAGAUAAAUAUCUAGAUCAGAUAUUGGAUCUUUAUGAAGAUUUUCACGUCACACAACUUCCAUUACUAGAAAGGGAAGUGCGUGGAGUUCAACAAGUCAAAGAAUUUUCGGAAAAUCUCGUUAAGCCAUAUAAACCUUAGCAUCGAUGUAAUAAAUGUUAAAUAACAAUAUAAUACUUUACAUCUAAUUCAAGGUUUUAUACAUUUGCAACCUGGUGCGUUGAAAAUUUGUAUAAAAAGAAGAGGUACACCUUUAAUAUACUACUUGAUUUUAAGAUAUUUGUUAUUGCACGUGUUAAUAAACUCAAUGUUCAUUCGCAUGCAUUAUAUACUUACAAUUUAAUUUGUAUCUAAUUUGUAUAAUACAAAUCAAUAUAAAUAUA